UUGAGACUAUUCGUGUAGUUCAUGAGGAGAGAAGAAAGAUUUUGUGGCGAAAACGUGUCUCAAUUGGUUUUGCUGCGACAUUCUUGCAACGGAAUGGCGGCAAACAAGGGACCAAUUCACGUGCUCUGCAUUCAUACACACGACGCACUAUUUCAAACGUAGAAGCCAAAGCCGUGCACUCAGCACUGAGCACAUCAUGCCGCGUAAGAAACGUCAAGAAGUAAUGAUGAACCAGCAGAUGGGAGCCGAGGAACAAGAGGCAGCUAAUUGCCUCCUUCAGCUUGCCCAGAAAAGUGCAUCAACUUAUCCUGCUUAUUCUGGGACGUUGACGGAAGGCCCUAAGAAGAGAGGCCGGAAACCAAAGUUGAAGAGGAGUACGCCUCAGUUGAUGAAGAAAACGCAGAAGGUCUACAAGAAUUACAAAAAGCUAUACAAGAUGCCAGACACACUGCAUUCGGUUGACAGUGCAAUACAAAAGUUGGACUGGGAAAAACCUUUUCCAGGAUUUGACCCCAAUUAUAGCAGUUUUUCAACAAACACUUGCCUUGAGGCGCCUCCUUCGCCAGAAUGGACACUUGAAAAGAAGAUAAGCAAACUUCGUAUAAAGAAGAGUUCCGAGAGUGCCUGUUGGUCGUCUCAUGUGGUCAGCAAGGAAGACCCUGUAGAAAGCCCUUCCGGGGGCACUGCUUGUUGCCUUGACCUAUCUUUUGAGAACACCUACACACCAGCCAAUUCUAGCUUGGACAGCCUUCCUGACAACUGUCUACCUUUCAAGAAGAGAAAAUUUGACUGGGCUGGAACAAAAAUUGUAAAACAAGAAUCAGAACCUAGUUCUAAAACUGACGCACCCAGAGACCAUUGGGAGCCUUCAAUUCCAGAGUUUUUGUUGGAGCAAACUGACUCCGAUCUAGCAGUAGAGGAUCAGACUGAUGGUUCCCCUAGAAAAAUGAAUAUUUUAGAACAGGCGUGCUUUGAAGCUGGUAUUGAGAAAUGUGAUGAUUCUGCAUCGGAUGACAUCGAGGUGCUGUCAUAUGUGAACAACAGGAAAGAGGUUCAACCCUUACCAACAGAAAAGUUGGUUUUUGAAACCCAGGAGGUCAGCGUACUCUCUACCAAGCCAGUUUUGCAGCAAUCACUCCUUAUUCCACCUGCUCUGAACAUUGCUACUGCAGUUUCUGUGACUGCACCCUACACACAGACUGUUGGCCCAGCGCCAAAUGAACUUCAAAACCAAUGGCCAUGCGGCCAGGUGCCUAUACCCUCGUUCAACACGUACCAGCAACCACUGAAUUUGUGUAACAGACAAGGACUGACUGUUGUCAGUGCAGAUGUUACAAUUUGCAAAAAUGCUGCUGCAGCUCUUCCUCCGCCAGUGAGCUAUCCUCAGUUAACCUCGCGAGUGUACUUUCGUAUCCUGUCGGACAGUUGGCGCAUAUUGCCCAAACUAAGUGUUUACGAAAUGGAGCCAUUCAAGUUUGAAGGGCCAUUUUCCAGUACCAGCAGAGUUGGCACUUUUGUGCUUUUCCACAGGCAACGCUCCGAGACGAAGUCGUUGCACUUUCUCAACAAAUUUCCUCAGUACUGUGAAAUUAAAUUUGAGUUCCUCCACACUCACAUUAGUCCGACGAGUGUAAUAAGUGAGGUGGAUAGGAUCGCUUUGCCAGGACACAUGGUCUUUCAGCCUACAACUGAUGACCUCUUUGCUAGCAAGGAGAGUUUCGAGAUGCUCAAAGGCUACUUUCCUGGAAGUACGAUGUUCUGCGUGCAGGAAAACCAGAAGCUGGUUGUGAACAAGGUUGCUGUUUCUGAGGUCAAUGAACACAGUGGAGCUGUCCACAUUAAGGUAUAUGCCUUCUCAAGUGUGCUCUUGGAUAAAGCUUUCCAACCAAUGGAGAAGGUAUAUGAUCCAUGGUUCAGCAAGUCGACUGACACGGUCGAGGUUUUCAGGCUAACUAUGCCAGCCUGGAUGUUCUUCAGCAGGGAAGUGAUCAGGUUGCACAGUGUUUAACUGUGCAAUUCUCCAUAACUUUAACCUUCCUUUCCAUUCUUUUGCAUAAGUCUAUCCUUUCAUUUUCCCCCCAAUAAAAUAUUCAUCCUAAAAAUAAAUCAAUUCAUGCACAAUUUUUGGUUUGCAAUUGGCUGUGUUUACAUGGUCUUAAAAAAUUUGGAAAUAAAUUAUUUUCUAAUAUUUUUACGUAUGUAGAAUAUUGCUUCUUCAGUAGAUGUGCAAAAAACUUCACAUUUCAUGUUACACUAUAUACUCCAUAGUCUGUGCUUUGUUUCAUAAUUUAAACCCAUAAUUACGCACUUUACUUUUCACACUAAUCGUCAUUUUUUUUCUCACAAUGAUAUCAAACAGCUUUAAUUGAAAUUUGUAAAUUAAUUUCUUGGACGAUAGAAAUGGAAAUAAAUUUCAUUUGUGCACCAAUAACAAAUUAUGCAAUCUCUUAUAGUUCAAUUCGAUCUUACAAUUAGGAUGAUAAUAUAAUGAAUUAAUGUGUUUAUCAAAUUAAAAUUGCUUUCAUA
Neocloeon triangulifer is the source of this 2526-nucleotide messenger RNA. RefSeq lists its product as uncharacterized. The record is from RefSeq and is a predicted model, not a curated record. The transcript is spliced from 8 exons. Lineage: Eukaryota; Metazoa; Arthropoda; Insecta; Ephemeroptera; Baetidae. The coding region runs from base 197 to 2008 and encodes 603 amino acids.